Messenger RNA from Neopelma chrysocephalum (saffron-crested tyrant-manakin), 2122 nucleotides. RefSeq lists its product as uncharacterized. The record is from RefSeq and is a predicted model, not a curated record. The transcript is spliced from 3 exons. Gene Ontology annotation, cellular component: membrane. NCBI's taxonomy places the organism in Eukaryota, Metazoa, Chordata, Aves, Passeriformes, Pipridae. The coding region runs from base 75 to 1307 and encodes 410 amino acids.
UGUGUCCAGGGUCACCACCAGGCAGCCCUAGCCCCAACACAGUUGGACUCAGGGGACCAGUGAGUGCCCAGGCCAUGUCUCCAACACUGGUCCUCAUUCUGGCUCUGUUGACCAUCCAUCCUGGGUUGAAGCUGGACUACCAGAUGGAUGUGGACACAGCCAAACAGAUGCUGGAACGGGAGAAUUACCUACAUCAGCAGAUGACUUGGCUGCUGCAGGAGAUUGAGGAGGGGAGCACAGACAUGGUGGAAGGCCCACUCCUUUCUGCCCCGCGGCAGCAUUGGCUGUUUUGGAGCCCUGCAGCAGCAGUCCUGGUCCUGCUCACUGGGGGCUGCUGCUGGCUGGCCAGGAGAAGGAAGCGUGUCUCUGCUAGCUGCAGGGAGCAGGAGAGUUCCAGCAGCAAGGACAAAGGUGACAAGAAGGAGAACUCCAGAAGCAAGGAGGCCAACAAAAAGGUGAGCUCCCACAGUGAGAAAAAGACCAAGGAGCAGGAGAGCUCCGUCUGCAAGGAGAAAGGCGACGAGCUGGAGAGCUCCAGAAGCAACAAGAAGGCCAAGGAGCAGGUGAGCUCCAGGUGCAAGGGCAAAGGUGAUGAGUGGCAGAGCUCCAGCACCAAGGACAAGGCCAAUGAGCAGGAGAAGCUAAAGGGUCCACACAGCAGUGUUAGCUCUUUGGCUGUACCAGUCCCGUCACCAAUGGACACAUUCAAGCAAAACUUGUCCAGCACGAGUAAACAACUGAAGGAGCUGGUGGGUGACCUCCUUGGCAUAUGCCGAAUGUUUUCCAAGAGGAACUUCAUGCCAGAAUUGCACCCAGCCACUGAGACCAGCACCUCUGAAGCCUGGAGCAUCCAUGAGAACAGCAUCCACUACCGCCUGCUUGUGAUCCUGCGACCACCCCCUGGGCACUCGUUCAGCCUGGGCACCACAGAGCAGCUGCCAGCAAGUCGCUCCUGCAUCCGUGUGGUGCUGGAGUGCUUGUGCUUGAGGGAGCAGCUUCUGGGGAAGACGUGGUGCUUUCUCCAUCGGUCUGGUGACCAGCUGCUGAGUGAUCAGGACUCGUACCUCCUGGGCACCCUGUGCACAGGCAACUACCUGGAUGUGAAGAAAGUUGUCUGCUGGGUCCAAAUGUUGGUGACAUCAGCCUGGCUGCUUUUGCCUCAGUCACGGCACUGCCAGCUCAUGGUGCUGCCCUCCUGCCAGUCCUGCAAGUUCCAGCUGACAGGCACCCCAGGGAUGCAGAUCACCAUGGAGAUGGUGUUUGCAGUGCAGCAGGGCAGCUCAGGUGCCUACGUGAGCCUCGAGUAGGCAGCAGCCAGUCUUGCCAGUAGAUGGUGGGGCUGGAGAGCAGCCGCCUGUCAGACCCAGAGCAAAGGCCACCCAGCAGGACAAUUUCCACCUCAGAGCUGUGGACACCCUUCCCUGUCACCCAAGUGGGUGAUGACACGGUUCAAGAGGAGCUCAGCACAAUCAGAGCUUGGGCAAUCUCUGCCUGCCCAGCUGAACCACAAAGCAUAGAAGUGUUGGAGGAUAGAAGUAUAGAAGAAUACAAGCAUAGGAGCAGAGAAGAAUAGAACUGUAGGACCAAAGGAGAGUAGAAGAGUAGAACACAGAAGAGUCAGAGAAUAAAAGCAUAGGGGAAUAGAAUAGGAGAAGUGUAGAAGUGUAGAGGUAGAGAAGAAUAGAACUGUAGGACCAUAGGAACAUAGAAAAAUAGAAGCAUAUAAGCAUAGAAGUGUAGAAGAGUAGAAGAGUAGAAGCAUAGUACCAUAGAGGAGUAGGAGAGUAGAAGAGCAGAAGAAUAGAACCAUAAAACCUUACAGUUGUUUGGGUUGUAAGAGAUCUAAAAGAUUAUUAAAGAUAUUCCAGGAAGGAAGGAAGGAAGAAAGAUGUAGGAAGAUGUCUUCUUCACUGUUUGCCUCUCUGAGAAGAAAAGAUGUUCCUAUUAAUAGUUCCCAAAAGCUGACUCAAGAAGAAUGGUGUUGAUCGCAGUACUGAAUCCAUAGGCUACGCUAGUUUCACAACCAGUAACAUGGUUGAAUUCUAAGAUAGUACUACAAAGUACACCAAAACAAUCUUAGUCCAGACCUCAUGGAGGGAGGAUAAACAUCUGGAAGCAAUAG